Messenger RNA from Coprinopsis cinerea okayama7#130, 537 nucleotides. Its product is annotated as neuronal calcium sensor 1. Gene Ontology annotation, molecular function: calcium ion binding. The transcript has 6 exons. Lineage: Eukaryota; Fungi; Basidiomycota; Agaricomycetes; Agaricales; Psathyrellaceae. The record is from RefSeq and is a predicted model, not a curated record. Gene Ontology annotation, cellular component: membrane; intracellular membrane-bounded organelle; cytosol. The coding region runs from base 1 to 537 and encodes 178 amino acids.
AUGGGCAAGUCACAGAGUAAACUGUCCCCGGAACAGCUCGCUGAGCUGCAGAAGAACACUUAUUUCGAUAAGAAGGAGCUUCAGCAAUGGUACAAGGGCUUCCGCAAGGAUUGCCCAUCGGGCCAGCUCGACAAGGCUGAAUUCAGUCGCAUCUACAAGCAGUUCUUCCCCUUUGGCGACCCAGGCGAAUUCGCCGAUUACGUCUUCAAUGUCUUCGAUGAAAACAAGAACGGGACUAUCGACUUCAAGGAAUUCAUUGGCGCGCUCAGCAUCACCAGCCGAGGGCGGCUAGACGAGAAGCUCAAAUGGGCUUUCCAACUUUAUGAUAUCGACAAGGAUGGUACUAUCACUUACGACGAGAUGCUGCAAAUCGUGCAAUCCAUCUACAAGAUGACGGGCGAGAUGCGUGUCGACAAGAUCUUUAAGAACAUGGAUAAGGACAAAGACGCCAAGUUGACCUUUGAAGAGUUUGUUGAGGGCUCCAAGCAAGAUCCUACUAUCGUUCAGGCUCUGUCGUUGUACGAUGGUCUUGUGUAA